Vicia faba (fava bean) is the source of this 492-nucleotide messenger RNA. The record is from the annotation of a GenBank genome assembly. Lineage: Eukaryota; Viridiplantae; Streptophyta; Magnoliopsida; Fabales; Fabaceae.
AUGAAGCAUGUUUCAUCACUCACCUUCUCCUUCCUCAUCUUUGUUUUCAUCACAAAUGUUUCACUAACUUUCUCAAUAAACUUUGUUGAGCAAGUAUUGGACGUAAAUGGUAACCCCAUUUUCCCAGGUGGCAGAUACUAUAUUUUGCCAGCAAUUCGUGGCCCUCCUGGUGGAGGAUUAAGACUAGCAAAAACUGGUAACUCAGAAUGUGAAGUUACUGUCUUACAAGAUCACCAUCAAGUUAUAACCGGCCUACCAGUGAAAUUCAGUAUACCGGGAAUAAGUCCUGGUAUAAUCUUCACUGGCACUCCGAUUGAGAUUGCGUUUGCAGAGAAGCCAAAUUGCGCCGAAUCUUCAAAAUGGUUGAUAUUUGUUGACGAUGUUGUUCAAAAAGCUUGUGUUGGUAUUGGUGGUCCUGAAAAUUAUCCUGAUUUUAAAACAUUGAGUGAUGCUGCUGCUUAUGAAGCUGGAAUUAUUAAGUCUGUUGCUUGA